AUGUGGGCUCUUUCAUCUCUUCUGAAAACUUUCAGCUGCAUCCGCUUUAAUUUGGCCUUCUUCUGUCCCAUCCUCAUCCUCUUCUUCUUCUUCAUCGGGAGCUUCAUCCUCAUCUUCACCAGCAGCUGCAGCCUCAUCAUGAUCAUCAUCUUCAUCGCCGUGUUCUUCAUCAAGCGCUUCAUCAUUGUCACCUUCAUCAGCGGCUUCAUUCUCAUCAUUAUCAGUAGCUUUCUCAUCAUCAUCAUCAUCUCCAUCACAUUGGCGUUCUGCAUCUCCAUCAUUGUCAUCACCUCCAUCACUGUUGCUGUCCUGGGGGUCCUGGGGGCUCUCGUGAGCGUCUGCGUGCGCGGAAGUGGCGUCCUGGCGACUCAGCUGCUGCCCCCUGCGGACUGCGUGGAGGCGGAGGAGCUGUGCGCCUCGGAGCCCCGGUGCCAGACCAGCUACCACGUGCUGGAGUACUGCGCCUCCGAGGAGGCCGUGGCCCCCCUGGGCCCCGACGCCCGGCGGGAGUGCGUGGCGGCGGAGGCCGCGCUGCUGCACAGCCCCCUGCUGGCCUGCAAGUGUCAGCGCGGCACCCGGAAGGAGGAGCAGUGCCUGCGGGUCUACUGGACAGUCCGCUACUCGCAGGGGUACUACGAGUACGAGGCCUCGCCCUACGAGGAGACGGAGGCGCAGAGCCGCUGGAGCAGUCCUGCUGUCCGCAUGGCCCCCAUCGUGUCAGGCUCCACCCUGCCCCUGGACAGUCAGAACCAGUGCCUGAAGGCGGCGCAGGACUGCGGGCUGUACGAGAAGUGUGGGGCCCUGCGCUCCGAGUACGUGCUGGCCUGCACCAAGCGCGCGCCCAGCUCCUCGCACUGCAACCGGCAGAAGUGCCACCGCGCGCUGCGCCGCUUCCUGGAGCGCGUGCCCGAGGAGUACGUCCUGGCCGUGCUCUUCUGCCGCUGCUCCACCACGCUGUGCGGAGAGCGCCGCCGCAAGACCAUCGUGCCGUCCUGCUCCUACGAGGAGAGGGAGAAACCCAACUGCCUCAGCCUGCAGGGCUACUGCAUGAGGGACGACCUCUGUAGGGCCAGACUGGCAGAUUUCCAGCGCCACUGUCAGCCGUCGGCCCUGUCCGCCUCUGGCUGUGUCAGAGAGAGUGGAGCUGCCUGUCUCCGGUCCUACAUCGGCCUGAUAGGCACGAUCAUGACCCCCAACUACAUCAGUAACAGCAGUGACGUGGUGUCCCAGUGGUGUACCUGUGAGGGCAGUGGGAACCAGUGGCAGGACUGUGAGAGAGUCCUCCGCAUGUUCACCAGCAACUCCUGUCUGCGGAAUGCAAUCACCUCUCUGGGCAGCUCCGCCCCCCGGCCUGUGGAGAGCACAACCCCUCCUCCCACCCGGAUCUCCCUCCGAGUCCAGCAGAACAAUGACAUCAUCCUGCCAGACCUAGCCAAGGUGGAGGACGAAGAGGAAGAUGAUGACGAAGAGUUCAAUGUCAUCCCCCCGUACUCGGAGAAAGCCACUGAGUCCAACGCCCGGUCCGUAGCUCCAGGGCCCCACGGAGGGGACGUCCCCAAAACGCUGCUCCUGGGCGCUGUGCUGGUUCUUAGGGGUCUGGAAUAGACACCCCCAAAACCACCAGGGCAGCAAUGUGACUGUCACCCCGAAGGGGAGGGAGGGGAGAGAGGAGAGAGGAGAGAGACCACUUUUCUCCUCCUCUGUCUCUGGAGGUCUUCAAACACCCCGACAAAAAAAUCUGUACAUAUCACUUCUCACCUC
Lepisosteus oculatus (spotted gar) is the source of this 1761-nucleotide messenger RNA. NCBI's taxonomy places the organism in Eukaryota, Metazoa, Chordata, Actinopteri, Semionotiformes, Lepisosteidae. The record is from RefSeq and is a predicted model, not a curated record.